Molecule: messenger RNA, 628 nt
Organism: Tuber melanosporum (Perigord truffle)
Lineage: Eukaryota; Fungi; Ascomycota; Pezizomycetes; Pezizales; Tuberaceae
Exons: 5
Coding region: 1-576 (191 amino acids)
Biological process (GO): endoplasmic reticulum to Golgi vesicle-mediated transport; intra-Golgi vesicle-mediated transport
Cellular component (GO): cis-Golgi network membrane; cytosol; TRAPP complex
Source: RefSeq, a predicted model, not a curated record
AUGUCGGCUACUAAAGCUGCUCGUGUUGGUGAAGAUGUGUGGAAGACCCGAAUUGACAAGGUGAACGCCGAGCUCGUCACCUUAACCUAUGGGUCAAUCGUUGCUCAACUAUGUAGAGACUUUGAGGGGGAUUACCUUGAGGUCAACAAACAACUUGAGAAGAUGGGCUACAAUAUCGGUUUGAGGUUGAUUGAAGACUUCCUGGCUAAGACGAACAUGGGAAAAUGUGCCAAUUUUCGGGAAACCGCUGAGACGAUCGCAAAGGUCGGGUUCAAGGUCUUUCUGAACAUCACCCCGACCGUGGCGAAUUGGACCACCGAUAAUAAGCAAUUCUCGUUGAUUUUUGAAGAAAACCCAUUGGCGGAUUUUGUUGAAUUGCCAGAUGAUGGUAGAGCACAAAACGAGCUUUGGUAUUCGAACAUGCUCUGUGGCGUCCUGAGGGGUACAUUAGAAAUGGUACAGAUGCAGGUUGAUGCGCACUUCGCGAGCGAUAUCCUACGGGGCAAUGAAGUGACUGAGAUGAGAGUUACGCUUGUAAGGAUUAUCGAUGAUGAACUGCCUCCGGGUGAAGAUUAGAGAUAGACCAGCGUCCUAGUGAGUGUAAUGAUAUCAAUUGGCCGCUUUUUUA